Messenger RNA from Macrosteles quadrilineatus (aster leafhopper), 682 nucleotides. RefSeq lists its product as uncharacterized. The record is from RefSeq and is a predicted model, not a curated record. The coding region runs from base 139 to 594 and encodes 151 amino acids. Gene Ontology annotation, biological process: sleep; regulation of synaptic transmission, cholinergic; positive regulation of voltage-gated potassium channel activity. The transcript has 4 exons. NCBI's taxonomy places the organism in Eukaryota, Metazoa, Arthropoda, Insecta, Hemiptera, Cicadellidae.
CGGACACAUUAUCACUGACCAACGUCCACCAUCGUCAAAAUACUCAGUAGCCCUCCAUCUUUGUACAACCACUGGACACUGAGCGAGAGUUCGCUUAUCUUGCCCUAGCAACGAGAAAAUCACAAAAUCGUUCCAGAAAUGUACCCACUUCUAACUACUACGGUCGUACUCCUUCUAGCACUGCUUCCAGCUGGAACGAGAAGUCAGGAUAACAUCCUGGAAGACUCGGACGGUCAGCCGAUCUUCUGCUUCCAGUGCAACUCAGGUCUCGACCCAGACUGUCCGAACCUUCAAGCUAACAACACCGCCAGUCCCCACUACAAGCCUUGCAUAGAGUAUGGAGAGUACAAGGGAGCAAAGCCCUUCUGUCGCAAGAUCGUACAAAACAUUUUUGAGCGAGAGAUGGUUCGAGUGAUUCGUAAGUGCGGAUGGGAAAGACACACCAAAGGGGACUGUUACUUCAACAGCAAUGAUGACCACACGGAGGUAGUUUGCCAGUGUUUCUCUGACGGAUGCAACGGAGCUGUCCGCACAUCCCUCGCUGCAGCAACCCUAGUCAGCGUGUUGGCUGUCAUUUACACAUUGGCGUCAUGAGAGACAUCAGGGUGUUCAAGUUCCUCUCCUUUAAUACUUUAAAUAUUUAUUACUUUUGUAAAUUAAAUGUAUAUACUUGUUUAUUUUA